AUGUCAUUACCGUUGGAUCAUAUGGAGAAGCUCAGGAGUCUUAUUUUACUUUGUCUAAGCGCCUUGAAGAACCCAGAGCAGGAUAUGCCUUUGCCGCCAUCUCCUUCCACAUCUCGGGAUGUAGACGGCCGCACUUGCACGUCGUCCACGAUUGCUCGUGGAGCAACGGAACGUGUAGAUGUGUCGCCUUUGCAGGGUUCCGCAGAAGACCAAAUCGCUCUUCGAUGUGGAACCGCAGGAGCAGUGGAGGUAUUAUUUGGAGCAUUUCAAGGUCCAAGUGCAUGCGACGACUGCACCCGAAGUGUUGGAAGCCAUCCGAACACUUCGCAAGUAUACGCAACGGAAACUACUCCACGUGAAACCAGAAGAUGUGAGAAAGCACACCAUACAGAGGAGUCACUCUUUCUCAUCCUCUCCCAGAACCCGGUCUCGCCGCUGACGAACAUUACUCGAACUCCAAUGUGGUUAGAACGUGCGGACUUGCGAUUCAUACGCCUAGAUGACAAGCGCCUGCAACGUGCCAUUCAAGUUUUGAAUGAACAAUUGUGUAACUGGACCACUUUGGACUAUAUAUCUCUGUAUCAAAAGACUAACCCUCUGUUUGACGCACCACAUGGCAACAUUAGCCAAUAUUAUAUGGAUGUGCCGUCUUCGUUUGCAGCCAUUGUAGAGCUGUUGGAAUAUCAAUUGGGACCCGAAGUUCCAGACUUUGUAACCAACUUGUAUAACCUACUCGAAAGGCGCGUACCCAAGAAGAAUUGCAUGGAGAUUGUAUCCCCUCCAAGUGCUGGAAAAAACUUUUUCUUUGAUGCCGUUGUCAGUUUUUAUAUAAACAGGGGCACUAUACACAACUUUAACAAGUAUUCUAGUUUUCCAUUGCAAGAUGCCGUGGGCAAGCGCAUUUUGAUAUGGAACGAACCAAAUUGCGAAUCGAGCGCAUUUGAAACAAUAAAGAAAAUUUUUGGGGGUGAUGUAGACAGUGUAGCGGUAAAGUAUUCGAGCGACAUGACUGUAACACGCACUCCCGUGAUUGUUUUGAGUAACCACGAGACUUUUCCGCGCAUUCCAGCGUUUAACCACAGGAUGUUUAGGUACAGGUGGAAAACUUGUCCAGAAUUGCUAAAGUAUGACAAGAAGGUUAAUCCACUUGCAUUGAUUAAUUUAUUUGAUGCCUACCUCGACGAUCACGAGUAUACUGCCACGCGCCGUGUUCAAUAAAGUGCUUUU
Molecule: messenger RNA, 1227 nt
Organism: Ixodes scapularis (black-legged tick)
Lineage: Eukaryota; Metazoa; Arthropoda; Arachnida; Ixodida; Ixodidae
Exons: 2
Coding region: 1-1218 (405 amino acids)
Biological process (GO): viral genome replication
Source: RefSeq, a predicted model, not a curated record